Molecule: messenger RNA, 4888 nt
Organism: Arvicola amphibius (Eurasian water vole)
Lineage: Eukaryota; Metazoa; Chordata; Mammalia; Rodentia; Cricetidae
Gene: B4galt6
Product: beta-1,4-galactosyltransferase 6
Exons: 9
Coding region: 302-1450 (382 amino acids)
Biological process (GO): carbohydrate metabolic process; glycosphingolipid biosynthetic process
Molecular function (GO): UDP-galactose:glucosylceramide beta-1,4-galactosyltransferase activity
Source: RefSeq, a predicted model, not a curated record
CAUCUCAGCGUUCUAACCAGCCUGGCCCGCGGCUUUGGCCUCUACGGUGCCCGGUCCCCCGGCCUCCCUCCACCUUUACCCGCAUCCUCCCUCUACCCUUCCCGCUGCUCCGCCACCUCCCAUUCAUUGCAUCCGUUUCCCCUUCCCGGCUCGGUUCUUACCCUCCCCCUCAAAAGCCUUCCCGGCCGGACCCCGCUACCCUCUUGGGGUUCUCGGUACAUUCAUGGAAGUUUAGGGCCUGGACCGUGGCCCCGAGUCCGCCCCGAGAGCGCAGCCCGCGCUGCUGGCAGGACAGAGGAAGAUGUCUGCGCUCAAGCGGAUGAUGCGGGUCUCCAAUCGUUCCCUGAUCGCCUUUAUCUUCUUCUUCUCUCUCUCCACGUCCUGUCUCUACUUCAUCUAUGUAGCUCCAGGCAUAGCCAACACAUACCUCUUUAUGGUACAAGCUCGAGGUAUCAUGCUGAGAGAGAAUGUGAAAACAAUUGGACAUAUGAUCAGGCUAUAUACGAAUAAAAACACCACACUCAACGGGACAGAUUAUCCUGAAGGCAAUAAUUCAAGUGACUAUCUUGUUCAAACAACAACGUAUCUUCCACAAAACUUCACGUACUUACCGAACCUCCCCUGUCCAGAGAAGCUGCCUCAUAUGCGGGGAUUCCUCAGUGUCAACGUGAGUGAGAUCAGUUUUGAUGAAGUUCAUCAGCUCUUCUCCAAGGACGUAGAGAUUGGGCCAGGAGGCCACUGGAGGCCCAAAGACUGCAAGCCCAGGUGGAAGGUGGCCGUUCUCAUCCCCUUCCGUAACCGCCAUGAACAUCUUCCAAUUUUUUUCCUGCACCUAAUUCCGAUGCUCCAGAAACAACGGCUGGAAUUUGCCUUUUAUGUCAUUGAACAGACUGGCACACAACCGUUCAAUCGCGCGAUGCUCUUUAACGUGGGCUUCAAAGAGGCCAUGAAAGACAACACCUGGGACUGCGUGAUCUUCCAUGACGUGGAUCAUCUGCCGGAAAACGACCGGAACUACUAUGGCUGUGGAGAGAUGCCGCGUCACUUUGCCGCAAAGCUGGACAAGUACAUGUACAUUCUUCCGUAUAAGGAGUUCUUCGGUGGGGUGAGCGGCCUGACGGUGGAGCAGUUUCGGAAGAUCAAUGGCUUUCCCAAUGCCUUCUGGGGCUGGGGAGGAGAGGAUGACGACCUUUGGAACAGAGUUCACUAUGCUGGGUAUAAUGUAACCCGGCCAGAGGGAGACUUGGGAAAAUACACAUCUAUCCCUCAUCACCAUAGGGGGGAAGUACAGUUUUUAGGGAGGUAUAAAUUACUAAGGUAUUCUAAGGAGCGUCAGUACAUCGAUGGAUUGAACAAUUUAUUGUGCACGCCCAAAGUACUGGUUGAUAGGUUGUAUACAAAUAUAUCUGUAAACCUCAUGCCAGAGUUAGCUCCAAUUGAAGACUAUUAAAAGAAGUCUCUCGUGGUGGGGUCGACCACAGUGCUGGAUUGUGAACUUGGCUUGGAGCGUACUCUGCAUAGAGGCUAAAGACUGACACGUCUCAUUGUCCCAGUCUGUGAAAAGAGCCAGCAGUCCUUAUGUUUACAGCGCGGGACUCCAUACCAUCGUACUCCCCCACUCUUCACCCCACUUUGGGGCAUCCUCCAUGGCAGGCAUUGUAGACACCUGAACCCAUUGCUUGGGAAUGGAAGUGAAGAGAGCUCCCUACAAAGAGAAGAUUUUUAUACUGAAAUCUAUAAUUUAAUUCAAGAGAAUGCUUUUAUUUCCGUUCAAAACAUAUUUUGUACAUAUGUGAUAUAAAUUAAAUGUGUUCAAAUUGUUGAAAAAUAAGAUGUCACAAUUUUGCAUGUAAUUGGUUAUGCCUUCAUUGAACUUUUAUAGACUUUUUUUAUUUGCAUGGGGAAAAAAAACUAUGUAAAUCUAUGUCUCAAAGCAAAGGUUAAGCUUUGUAUGGAAAGAAGGGAGUGUCAGUGAUGGACAGACAAUGCAGUAACUGUUCUUCCAUUGUUCAGCUUUAGAUCUCCCUUCAGCCUCAUGCGGGCACAGGCACAGCCCUCUGAGGGCUCUGAAGGAAAGAGGGAUGAUUGGCCCAGCUUUUCUUCCUGCCAGAAUUACCUAUUUUUGGUUUUUUGUUUUGUUUUGUUCUGUUUUCCCUUGCUUGCAAUCUCAUCAGAUUUUGCCAAGUCAACAGCCAUAUUGUUUAUGCAUACUGCAUGCGUAUUACCAGGAAACCCUUCAAAGUCGUGAAGUGAUAUGCUCUACAGUACUCUUCACGUUAAAUGUCUCUAUGUACCUCCGAUGUUAGUGUCAGGGAUCUUGUGCCUCAAAAAAAAAAAAAAAUGUUCCCAAGGCUGUGUUUAUAUGCUGUAUUUUUUUUUUCUUUUCAUAAUGAGCAGCAUUAUUGUUUCCAGUUAAGGAGAACCAAAAGAAAGUAUCUUCUUUUAAAAACAUUUUUAAGAAUGAACUUAUGGAAAAGCCAGUAGUGCUUCUACAGAUGAAUUAUACUAUUAGAUGAGAAAUUAGAUGCUCUAUUUUUAUGAAGAUAAAUGCUUAGAUUAAAAUAAACUUCAACUUUAAUUCUCAGAUGACACAGUUCCCUUUUCGCCUCAGCCAAACAUUCAAAGUAUUUUUUUUCACUUUGAAGAAAUCUUUGGUGUUAUUAAAGUUUUCUCACUAAAAGUGAAAUUUAGUAGACCUUCCCCCUUUCUGUGGUGCUGGGGAUUGAAUCUGGGGCCUUUAGACUUACCUUAAAAUCAGUUCAUUGAAUGCGUGGAUACUGUAACUUCUGAAAUAUGUCUCACUACCUAAUGCCAAGUCCAGUCGUCCUCAGUUUGGAUGAGCUUUUCCGUGACAAAACAACAAAGCCAAAACAGUAUUCUUACUUUGAAAAAUAUCAAUUAUAAAAGAUAAUUUUUUGAAAACAUAUUUCUUGAAAAAAGCUCAUAUUCUUAUUAUCUCCCAUGCUUUCACAAAUUUAAGACUGAACAGUGUCUCUGUCAAGUGAACUUUACCCAAGCAUGAGGAGUGAGAGAAUUCUGGGUGUGAGAAAGUGUGCUCCCCUUCUCUCAUGGCGAGAGCUUAGCUUGCAGCUGUCAUCUCCCGUCAUAGUUUUGGUAAUGCUGAUGGCCGCAAACCCAAUCAUACAGUAAUUAAAAUCCUUACCCGAUCCUGUCGUGACAGCGGUCUUGCUGCGUUUAGUUCUUAGAAGUGGUUCUGAAAUAAUUACCUUCAAACUUUUUUGCUACUCAAAAUGUGAAAAAUUCGAACUUCUGAAGAUAAAGAUCCUUUAUCUUUAUUUGCUAUGUCUCGUGGCCAAGGCAGUGUUUAAUUUGACGGAAUGACAGGGGAUGCAAUGUGGCUGUUGCUGAGGGUUUGUGAGACAGGGUUUUGGCAGGUGAUGAACCCAGAGGAGGUCCUCUUCACAGUGGUGGGGAAGUUGACACCAUGCUGUAUCUUAUUCAGGAAACAUUUUAUAAUGCUGGGCUGUCCACGCUGGGAUACCUUUUCACGUUGGUACAUAGUUCAUUAUUUCAGAAAAAUUCAGGACUCCAGGUGAAUCUGCCUUACUCUUUUGGGUUAAAUGUGGCAUUGAUUUGGCUUCAGGAAUUGGAUAUAAGUAUUUUUUUUUUUUUUUGCUGUAUUUUGGUGUUGAAUCUGGUAUGCCAGCCUGUGAGAACCACCUCUGUUUUCUGUUUUACUCUUUUUAAUUCAGACCCGGAAUUAUUUUCAGUUAUGAACAGUGACCUAUACAUGUUCCCAUGAAUGACAGUUUUGCUCACUUACCAUGGUCAUAUGACAAUAAAGCUCUCCCUUAUGUAUUAGCGGAAACAGUCUGUUCCCAUCAAAUCUUCCCAGUGGUUUUCAUCAGGUGUCUACUCCCAGUUGACUGCUUUGCUAACUGCGACAGUUUAAAAGUGGUGGUGGUGUUUCUCUAAACAAGUUAAAUCAAGACAGUUGAAACCUCUCUGAAUGAGGAAGGCACCCUCUGACCACUUGUCUGUCAGUUGUCUUGGUCGCAAGACCAGUGUGGACACAGAGAUGCCUGGAGGUCCUCAUGACACUGGGGGAAUCAUUUGAUGCCUUUGAACUAGAGAAAGAAAUCAUGAUUGAUGGACAGCUUAUCAAAGAAAGGGAGACAGUAUAUGCAUUCAUUGUAACAAUCUUUCCGGUUCUUAAUGAAGAUGUCAUUUAAUUCUUUGCCAAAACUUGGGUUUGAAUGAGGUGGCUUUCUUCCUUUUUAUAAAGAUAUUUUCUGUUGUCUACCUUUGAGAUGGCUCAGGGGAAAAGGUGCCUGCACCAAACCUGGCAACCUGACCUUGAUCCCCGGAACCCACAGUGUGGAAGAAAAGAACCUGCCCCUGCAAGUUGUCCUUUGACUUCCAUGUGUGUGCACACACACAAAGAGGUGCAUGCAUACAUGAGUGCACACACAGGUUUACACGUGUGCACGCAUGCACACACACACAAAGUAAAUAAAAAAUAAUUAAAAAUUAAAUUUCUGUUUGCAUUUUAUGAAAAGUUGUUCUCUAAAAAAAUUUUAUUUUAUAAAAUUUAAGUACAAAACUAUUUAUUAAAACCUUCCAUUCCUGUCCCAGCCACAGUACUGGUAGCCAUCUGAAGACAAAAUGGGAGCAUAGCCAAUACAAUAGUCUCCUCUGGAGACAGAGUCGAAGCAGAUUUCCUGUCAUUGUACUUGGCCUUGUUCUCUUCCUUUAUAGACCUGUCAGGUAAAUAGCACUCUAGAUUUCUUGCCUUGGGUUUGCAGAUUUGUCAUUUGGGAAGCAAACUGUCACAGUGUUGUUUUUCAGGAGGUGGAAGUGUACUUAAGAUUAUUUAUUACAAUAUGAAAUACUUCUAUGUAAGUGCAUUGACGUAAAUGCUAGUGAA